AUGGACGAGCCCCCCAUCAACCAUCUCGUUACUCCAUCGGAGAUGAUGGAAUCUGGCCUCGCCCUGAAGGGCUACAGCGAAAGGCGAAUCAAGCGUGCCAAGGGAAAGACUAAUGUCUUCCGCUUCAAACACCACUUCGGAGUUUCUCCCUGCACUGCAGUUUGGGUGUACACCGACAUGCAAAUUACCAACAUUGCAGGCGCAAAGAUCAAGGGAGGAAUACUUGACCUCAAAUAUUUCUUGAUUGGACUGUACUAUCUACGAAAGUAUCCAACCGAAGAAGAGCUGACGUCCCAGUUCGACUACUCCAACUAUUGGGUAAGAGAGAAAGCUUGGGGAACUAUUGAGAAAAUUCAGCUCUUGAAGCACCAGGUGAUCGUUUGGGAAGACGAUUACCAGCAGGGGAAAAGAUGGGUAAUGACAGUGGAUGGGAUUCAUUGUUGGAUCAACGAGCCCUCGCAUAAGGAGUGGAGCCAAGAUCCGAAAUACUAUUCUCACAAGUAUAACAAAGCUGGUUUGGAUUACGAGUUGGGAAUCUCACUUGUUGACAACCGUUUGCUUUGGAUGCGUGGUCCAUUUCCAGCGGGGACUAAUGACAUUACUAUCUUUAGGGAAAAAGGACUAUUAGAUGAGCUGAAGAAACGAAAGCAAUCUGCCAUCGGAGAUCGAGGCUACAACGGAGAGCCAAAGCACAUGAGCACCUACAACGCACACGAUAAUGCUGGUGUCAGGCUCUUCAAGAGUCGAGCUCUCAAGAGACACGAAAAUUUCAACAGUCUGUUGAAGCAAAAUAAGAUCUUGGACACGCGAUUUCGACACAAUGAAGAUAGAUUUGCUUCGGCUUUCGAGGCUUGUUGCGUCUUGGCUCAGUAUCGAAUCACAAGAGAGAUGUCACUAUACGAUAUUUUGAUCGAGGAUGUUGUAGAUACGUAUGAAGGGGAUAAAUAG
Molecule: messenger RNA, 948 nt
Organism: Cylindrotheca closterium
Lineage: Eukaryota; Bacillariophyta; Bacillariophyceae; Bacillariales; Bacillariaceae
Source: the annotation of a GenBank genome assembly